This is a messenger RNA of Podarcis raffonei (Aeolian wall lizard), 5641 nucleotides long. It is a transcript of the gene ARAP1, whose product is annotated as ArfGAP with RhoGAP domain, ankyrin repeat and PH domain 1. The transcript is spliced from 34 exons. NCBI's taxonomy places the organism in Eukaryota, Metazoa, Chordata, Lepidosauria, Squamata, Lacertidae. The coding region runs from base 360 to 4862 and encodes 1500 amino acids. Gene Ontology annotation, molecular function: phosphatidylinositol-3,4,5-trisphosphate binding; GTPase activator activity; protein binding. Gene Ontology annotation, cellular component: trans-Golgi network; cytoplasmic vesicle; plasma membrane. The record is from RefSeq and is a predicted model, not a curated record. Gene Ontology annotation, biological process: positive regulation of GTPase activity; signal transduction.
GAGCAGCAAGCGCCUCGCCUGCACUACUCCUCUGCCCUCCUCUUGCGCCUUUCCUUUCUUUACGCGUCUCCGCCGAGGAGGAAAAAGAAGGGGGAAGGCGGCAGCGUCUAGCCAGCCCUUCGUCCGCCGGCCGGGAAGGAAGGAAAGAAGGCAGGCAGGCAGGAGGGCCGGCCGGGGAGGCGCUUGGCCGGCGGCGAGCGCUUCGUCUCCCCGCCCAGGCGCCGCCUCCGCCGGCCGAGAGCGCAAGGAGGCGCCGGGGAAGGAGUCGGCGCGGCGGUGCAGACGCCGUUUGGGGUCCAGCGAAGACGGAGGAGCUGGAGGGAUGAAGUGAGGCCUCAGCGGGUGCCCCCUCCGGUGCCAUGGCGGAUGGGGCCUCGCUCCCCAUGGGCGACUGGCUCCGUGCCCUCCACCUGGAGCAGUAUGCCGAGAACUUCAAGCGGAAUGAGCUGUGGCGCGUCUCGGACUGCCAGCACCUGUCGGACGAGGCCUUGACCCGCCUGGGCAUCCUCCUCCCGGGGCACCGCCGGCGCAUCCUCUCUGGGCUCCUGAAGGCCUUCACGGAGGCGCUGCCCGUCAUGGACGCCCCCAAACUGCCCCCCAGGAGGCCGGUGCCCAUGAAACGCAACAUCUUCCGCGCCGGUGCUGCGACCGCGGUUUCCUCCACGGAGCAGGAGGCUGGGAGCGACUCUGCGGCAGAAGCGUCGCCUCCUCGCCGGGAGCUGGAGGCAGCUCCCACGCCGCCACCCAUCCCUCCCCGGACGAGCUGUCACCCGCCGCUGAAGUUUUCCUCUACUGCUGUGUCCGAACUUCCCGCAGGCCCUUCUCUUUUGGAAUUUACGUCGUCAGCAAGAGGCAGGCUCAGCCCGGAUGCUGCGGCUGGGGAAGAGACAGGGAACCCUCCCCUGCCCCCUCUGCCUGCCAAGCGCCACCAUCUGGAGGGCAAGCCCCCUGCCCAAAAGGCCCCUCCGGUGCCCAGCCGCCCUCCCACGCUGCCCCCCAGGGGCCCACCCCAGAAAGCAGCGGCCAGUUCUCCUGUGAAAAACGACCUGCAAGAUCCCGAGCAGCCGCCCGCGCUCUUUCCCCGCCUGAAGACUGUGGAGCGGACCGGCGCCCCUGAGCCACCUUCAAAGCCCCCCCUCCUCUUCCAGACGGACUUGGAUGAUUCUGAUUAUGAAGAUCCCCCGUUUGAGGAGGAGAUAGAAGCUCUGGCAGAAGAAAUGACUGACAAGGAGGACAUGGCGGUGGAGUCGACAUCCCAGAAACGUCGCUCUGCCCGGUUCAGCAGCCUGAUGAGUGAAGACGAGCUAAUUGAGGAUUAUUUCAAGGAGGAAUCCCCCACCAACAGCAACCACUGGAAUGACUGCGAGCUGAAUUCGUACUCCGGCAGCGCUCUGUCCUUGGGCGCCUUGAGCCUCCACGGCGACGGGAUGAACAGGACAGACUCGUCCUCUCAGCUCUCGCCUGUCAUCAAGGCGGGCUGGCUGGAUAAGAACCCGCCUCAGGGGACCACCCUGCUGACCCACAGAGCACCCCAGCUAACAGUCUUUUCCGGCUCCAGGUCCUAUAUCUACCAGAAGCGAUGGGUGAAAUUGGAUAGCGACAACCUCCGCUACUUUGACAAUGAGAAGGAUGUUUACUCCAAACGCCUCAUCCCCAUAUGCUGUAUUACCCGUGUGGCCAGUAUCGGGGACCAGAAAUUUGAGGUGAUCACCAACAACCGGACCUUUGCUUUCCGGGCUGAGAGUGACGCGGAUCGCAACGAGUGGAUCAGGGCCCUUCAGAAGGUAGUGGACGAGAAGAAGUCAAGGUGUUUGGACAGAGCGUCUGCCUUCCAGGUGCCCGGCGGCAGUUUCGACUCGGUGGACAAAAGCGGCUUCUUGGAGCUGCGAGGAUUUAAAAACAAGCUGUAUGUUGUGGUGGCCGGGGAGAAAGUUUUCCUCUACAAGAACGCAGAGGAAUUCCGCCUGGGCAUCGGGAUCACCUACAUCGAAAUGAACGUGGGCAACGUCAAGGAUGUGGACAGGAGGGGCUUUGACUUGACGACACCCUACCGGAUCUUCAGCUUCAUUGCAGAAUCCGACCAGGAGAAGGAGGAGUGGGUGGAAGCCAUGCAGCAGUCCAUCGCCGAAGCGCUUUCCAACUUUGAGGUGGCCGAGAGGAUUUGGAAGGUGGAUGAAAACUGCUUCUGCGCUGACUGCGGCUCCCCAAAACCUGACUGGGGCUCCAUCAACCUCUGUGUGGUCAUCUGCAAGAGAUGUGCAGGAGAACACCGCGGUCUGGGACCCAACGUCACCAAAGUCCGGAGCCUCAAGAUGGAUAAGAAAGUCUGGACGGAGGAACUGAUCGAGCUCUUCUUGCAGAUCGGCAACGCAGUGGCCAACCAGUUCUGGGCGGCCAACGUCCCCCCCAGCGAGGCAGUCCACCCCAGGAGCGACAGCCAGGAGAGGCGCCGCUUCCUCGUGGCGAAGUACAGGGAAGGAAAAUACCGGCGCUACCACCCGCUCUUUGGCAACCAGGAGGAGCUCAACAAGGCUCUGUGCGCAGCCGUGACCACCAGUGACCUGGCGGAGACGCUCUCCCUCUUGUUCUGCGGCGCCGAGGUCAACUGCUACACGGGCGACCCCGGCUACCCCUCGCCCAUCGCCUUAGCGGAGCAGGCCGGCCAGAGGCUUCAGGUGGAGUUUCUGCUGCACAACAAGACCUCCGAGACCCCUCAGCUGGACAUGGGCACCAACAUUGAGAAGCACUACUCCAUCAUCCUGCCUUCUGUCGCUCACAACGGCUUCCUCUACAAGGCACCCUCCAUGGCUAAGCUGCUCCACGAACGGAAAUCACGGGAAGAGUUCAGCCGCCGCUGGUGCCGACUCCACGAGGGGAUCUUCAGCUACUACGACAACAACACCAGCACUGUGCCGAACGGAGAGAUCCGGAUGCAGGAGGUGGCCUGCCUGGUGAAUAACCCCCCGGAGGCCCACGGGUUCGCCUGCACUUUUGAGGUCUAUAUAGAAGCGGAGAGACUCUACCUCUUUGGACUGGACUGUCCUGAGGCCAUCCGGGAGUGGGUCAAAUGCAUUGGAAAGUCCUUCGUCCCCCCGGGUGCCGAUGGCUUGCUUUCCCAUGACUUUGAGCGCCUUGGGCGGCUGCAGUACAAAGGCGGCCUGAACCUGGAGCGGGCCAAGGAGGGCUGGUUUGCGCUGGCGCAGGGCACCCUCUAUGCCUACCUGGAAGGCAGCGAGAAGGAGGAGGCCGUGCACCUGAGGAAGCUGCAGGAGCUCUCCAUCCAGGGAGACAAUGAAGUUCUCGUGCUGGUGGAGAGGAGAAGGACGCUCUACAUCCAAGGCGAGAGGAAACUGGACUUCCUGGGUUGGGUCAACGCCAUCCAAAAGGCGGCUGGAAGCUCGGGAGACACCUUGUCCGAACAGCAGCUCACAGACACAGAUGUGCCCAUCAUUGUGGACCGAUGCAUCGAUUAUAUCACGCAGUGCGGACUGACCUCAGAAGGAAUCUAUCGGAAGAGCGGACAGAACUCCAAGACGACGGGCCUCUUGGAGAUCCUCCGCAAGGACGCCCGCAGGGUGCGACUCAAGGAAGGGGAGCACCAGGUGGACGACGUGGCCAACACCCUGAAGAGAUUCUUCCGCGAUGUGGAAGACGGGCUCUUCACCAAAGAUUCCUCCCCGGCCUGGCUGAAGGCAACAGGUAAAGCCAUCGAAGACGACAAGGAGAAGGUCGGCCGCUAUCGGAAGCUCCUCAGCAGCCUCCCCGCCGUCAACAGAGCCACGGUGAAAGCGCUCAUCAAUCACCUGUACAGGGUCCAGUGCUUCUCGGACAUGAACCAGAUGACCACGCACAACCUGGCCAUUGUCUUUGGGCCGACACUCUUCCAGACGGACGGCAAGGACUACAAGGCGGGGCGCGUGGUGGAGGACCUCAUACGCUGCUACGUGGACAUUUUCAGCGUGGACGAGGCGGAGAUGAGGAAGCAGCAGGAGGAAAUCACCGCCAUCAUGAAGAUGCGUGAGGCCGGUUCCUCUAGUGCGACGCAGCAAGCCGGAGACUUCAUCUGCACAGUGUACCUGGAGGAGAAGAAGACGGAAGCAGAGCAGCAUAUCAAGAUCCCGGCCACCAUGACUGCGGAAGAGCUGACCUUCGAAAUCUUGGACCGGCGGAAAAUCGUCAUGAAGGAGAAAGAGUUCUGGAGCUGCUUCGAGGUCAACGAGCGGGAGGAGGCAGAACGGCCUUUGCACUACAGUGAGAAGGUCCUUCCCAUCUUGCACAGCCUGGGCAAGGACAGCUACCUGGUGGUGAAAAAGCAGCUCUCGAUGGAGAACAUGCUGCUCUAUCUAGCCAGCAAGGUGGGCGACAGCAAGCAUGGCAUGAUGAAGUUCCGGGAGGAGAAGAAUGUGCUGGGCGUGGGGCUCAGCACCGGCUUCCACGACCGAUACUUCAUCCUCAACAGCAACUGCCUGCGCCUCUAUAAGGAAGUCCGGAGCCACAAACCGGAGAAAGAAUGGCCAGUGAAGAACCUGAAGAUCUACCUGGGAAUAAAGAAGAAAGUCCGUCCUCCGAGCUGCUGGGGGUUCACCGUCUUCUUUGAGAACGAGAAGCUGGAGAAGCAGCAAUGGUAUCUCUGCUGUGACACGCAGAUGGAGUUGCGGGGCUGGUUUGCCACCUUCCUCUCUGUGCAGCACGGCGGGAACAUCUGGCCGCCGGAGUCCUCCAAGGUUCGGGCGUCCCGGACGCAGCAGGAUUCCCGGCUGGGGAACAUCUCCCUGAUCCCUCUGCGAGGCAACGAGAGCGAGAUGAGGAACAGCGUCGCGGCCUUCGCAGCCGACCCGCUGACGCUCCUUCGGGAUGUAUGAAACCGGACACCGAGCGUGGCAGGAUGGUUGGCCAAAGUCCAAGGAGGCGAAGGAGCUGUCCGGAAACGAAGAGCCCUUGGCUGGUCCAGCGGGGAAGGGAGGGGGGGGAUGUUCAGGAACAAAGCCUGCCCUUUGUGGACUCCCCAUCUCCCUGCAAGGCCGAGCCGAGGACUCCCAAAAGGAAGGAGGGAGCUUUCUUCAAGGACAGCCCUGGAGACGGUCCUCAGGAGGCUGGGACAUUGAUAAGCCGACUGGAGAAGGAGCCCCGGGAACCCAAGACAAACCCCAGGGGACGUUGCAUCUCUGAUCAACAUGUGCCAAAUUCACUACCGAACCGGCAUCGCUCCUGCCCCCUGUCCUGGUGGCUUUAGCCACAGGUGUCCCUCGCCCGCGGCAUCUUUCUUCUUUUGGAUUGUGCAGGAACCGUGAGAUGCUUCCACUGGACACAGCGUGGAUUUUGAGCCCUUUCUGGAGCUGCUCCAGGGCUUUGCCAACCCAAUUUUGUUCUCAUUGAGAAACAGUGGGACAGAAAGGACUGUGACCAUCUUGGAUCCGGCCGAGGGCUUCCUGGCAGUAUCACACAGGGAAAUCCUGCCGGAUCGGGCCAGUGACUUGUCUAGUCCCGCAUCCUGUUCUUGCAGGGACCAUGCUGAUUCCUCUUGAGGGGGAAACCGCAAGCAGGAUUCGAACACAGAGCGCACUUGCUUUGCAGAGACUGGUAUUCAGAAGCAUCUCUGCUUCCUGCGCUCACUUCAGAGAGUUGGCAGGAGAGAGAUGCU